CUACCCAACACACUUUGCCAGAUCUGACAACUCUGCACAUCCACAUCAGCUGAUUUCUCGAUCGCUCUCUCCGUUUUCUGUUGUUAUUUAAUUGAUAAACUUGUUGCGGGGGGGCCACUCUCCAGAUAACCCCCCACUUUUAAAUUAAUAAAUAUUGCGCAAUGGUGCAACUAACUCAAAUCCUCAGAAUGGCGUGCCAAAACCAGAAUGCCGCCAACUUUUUGAGCAACGGCAAGAAGAUUGUGGGGGUGGCUCUCAAUUACAUGGACGUUGUGAAGGCCAAGAACGUUCCCGUGCCCAAGGAGCCGCUCGUCUUCCUCAAGCCCACAUCUUCCUACCUCCAGGAGGGUCAGCCCAUUGUGUUACCCAAAGUCUUUACCAAGGUGGCAUAUGAAGUGGAACUAGGCGUGGUGAUUGGAAAGAACUGCAAGAACGUAUCCAAGGCAGAUGCCAUGAGCUAUGUGGCAGGAUACUGUCUGGCUUUGGAUCUAACUGCGCAGUGCAAUUUGGGAGCAGCUCGGGAAGCCGGUCAUCCGUGGAGCUUGGGCAAGGGAUUUGACACUUCUACGCCCGUGUCCCAGUUCAUACCCCUCGAAAAAGUGACGGACCCGCACAACCUGCCGCUUUGGCUCACCGUCAAUGGAGAACUUAAGCAAAGCGGGUGCACUGCAGACUUAAUAUUCAAGGUGCCCGACAUUAUUUCCCACGUGUCCAAGUACAUGACCCUAGAGGCCAACGAUCUGAUCCUGACCGGAACGCCAAAUGGUGCCGAUGCGUUCAAGGCAGGCGAUGUAAUUCAGUGCGGAAUGGCCGAUCUCGCUAAAUUGACCUUCCAAGUGGAGGCUGAAUAAAUGAACAAGUUAAUGUUGAUGCUAUAUUCGGAUAUAA
This is a messenger RNA of Drosophila simulans, 888 nucleotides long. Its product is annotated as acylpyruvase FAHD1, mitochondrial. The transcript has 5 exons. Gene Ontology annotation, cellular component: mitochondrion. NCBI's taxonomy places the organism in Eukaryota, Metazoa, Arthropoda, Insecta, Diptera, Drosophilidae. Bases 162 to 851 code for a protein of 229 amino acids. Gene Ontology annotation, molecular function: acetylpyruvate hydrolase activity. The record is from RefSeq and is a predicted model, not a curated record.